AUGCCUGAAAUAACAUGUCCUUCCUGUGAUAAAAAACUUGCGUCAAUCACUGGUUAUAGUCAGCAUCUCGCGAAAACCUCCAAUCCUGCCUGUCGUACCCUCUACCUUUCCUCACGGCGAUUCACUCCAGACCCAGAAAAUGAUGUAGAUAUAGACGCACCUGAUCCAAAUCAUCUGCUGCAUUUUGAAGGUGAUUUUUUUGGAACAUACACUGAGAAUGAGCUUGCAUGGCCAGGGUCAGAUGACGAGGGGGAUGUUGGUCAAGCACCUAUGGAUGAAGAAGACUCAGAUAAUGACAUCAAUGAUCAUGACAAAUGGGAGCCUCCUGCAGCACCAGCACCGCCAAGUCAGUCUGCGGAGCAUCAUGACACUAACGAUCAUGAUGGAUGGGAACCUCCUGUAGUGCCAGCACCCACGCACAAUGAUGCCUUGCACCCACCUACUGCAGAUCAAAGCCAAGAUGCUUUUCAUAUGGCGCAGCGUACCUAUAGUUCUGGACAACCCAUCGACUCAGCCAUCAAGCAGCCAAGCAAUAUAAUCUACCAUGCACAGCUUAAUGGUUUGAGUGCAGAUAAUAUUUAUGCCCCAUUCGCCUCGAAGCUUGAUUGGGAGAUGGCUCGAUGGGAAAAAUUACGAGGUUCAAGUUCAACUGCAUUCUCAGAACUUGUUUCUAUUGAAGGUCUUGGCGAAAAGAUUGGUCUUUCCUUCAAGAAUACACAGGAACUGAACAAGAUUAUCGACAAUGAACUUCCAGGCCGUCCGAAAUUCAAACACAAUCAGAUUGUCAUUGCUAAUGAAGCAUUUGACGUCUACUAUCGCGAUAUCAUUGAAUGCAUCAAGGCUCUUUUCAGUGAUCCAAAUUUUGCUGAUGUUCUGGUCUUUGCACCUGAACAUCAUUAUGCCGACGAAGAUGAGACGAUUCGUUUAUAUCAUGAGAUGCAUACUGGACAAUGGUGGUGGAAUAGUCAGAAACACUUAGAUCGCGAGCGCCCUGGUGCUACUCCCGUCAUCAUUUCAUUGGACAAGACUCAAGUUACGAUGUUUCGCAACAAAACAGUGUACCCCGUCUAUAUGACUAUCAGAAACAUCCCAAAGGAUAUUCGUCGGAAACCAUCAUGCCAGGCACAUGUCCUCCUCGCAUACCUUCCAACGACUUGCCUCGAACACGUUACAAACAAAGCUGCUCGCCGACGGAUGCUUGCCAAUUUAUAUCAUGCUUGUGUGGGAUGCAUACUUGCACCACUCGCAGCUGCUGGCAUCAAUGGCAUUAAUAUGCAAAGUGGCGAUGGAAUAAUGCAUCGAGGCCGUCCUUUAUUUGCAUGUUUUGCAGGAGACUACCCAGAGCAAGUUUUAGCUACCGCAGUCAAGGCAACUCCAUGUCCAAAGUGCGACGUUCCCUCCGAUGAGCUUGGACUAGCAACUGGUGUUGCAAAUUGGCAACCACAAGAUCUUGGUGCAGUACUUGAUGCCCUCUGCGCUCUUGACCAAGGUGGAUUGGCCUUUGUGCGUGCAUGUGCAGAUGCCGGCAUUAAGCCUAUUGUCCACCCAUUCUGGGAGGGACUACCUUAUGUCAAUAUAUUCGACUCCAUAACUCCUGACAUUCUGCAUCAGCUAUACCAAGGGCUUGUCAAGCAUCUUCUCGCUUGGCUUUCUGAUGCAUGCGGCAGUAUGGAGAUUGAUGCACAAUGUCGACGCCUCCCCCCAAAUCACCAUAUUCAACUAUUUACGAAGGGCAUCACAACUCUUUCGCGUGUCAGUGGUACAGAACAUAAUCAAAUCUGCCAUUUUUUGCUCGGCAUCAUCAUCGACAUCAGUCUACCUAAUAAUGUGUCUUCCGCUCGACUCCUCCAUGCCAUUCGUGGUCUGCUAGAUUUUUUAUAUUUUUCUCAGUACCCAUCUCACUACGCUCACAUGAUUCGGAUGUAUGGCACUACGGACAACUACAAUACUGAAUACACUGAACGCCUUCACAUCGACCUUGCAAAAGAUGCUUAUCGCUCUACGAAUCACAAGAACAAGUUUGGUCAAAUGACGACUUGGCUUGAACAGAGGGAGAAAAUUUUCCGUCACGAGAAAUACAUUCAGUGGAGACUCAUUGAAAACACUGCACAUCCGCAUCAUCAGCCUUGUCCCCCAGAAAUGACAUUUCAUCAUACUCAAACGAUGACGAAGCAUCCUACCAUCAAGGCAGUCACAUUGGACAAGGUCGCAAACGAAUAUGGUGCCACGCACUUUGAUGAAUGUCUCGCAUGUUAUGUUGCGAAAGCUACCCUUCCUGUCAACACUGCUGUUACGGCCAGGCAGCUCGAAGAUCGAGCAGCUGAUAUACACAUCCCAUUUCAAAGACUACCGGUCUUUCAUAAGGUGAAAUGGCUCUUGGAUAAUGUUCAUGGUGAUGGGGAUCCUCCGGUCACAGUCGAUAGUGUCCAUGCACGUCCUGGACGUUCAGGAAAAUUUACAUCUGACAGUGUUGCACCGCGAUUUGAUACUGUUUUCGUUAAUGAUGGCACAGGUGGGUCACUUGGCAUCAAAGGAUAUCGAAUUGCGCAAGUCCGUAUCAUAUUCUCGAUACCUCCCAAAGCCAUCCCCAAACUUUUCCCGUCCACAUUUCAGCCUCCAAAACACCUCGCAUAUGUCGAAUGGUUCUCUCCCUUCUGCAUACCUGAUCAAGAUCACGGCCUGCACAAGGUCUCGCGUGUCAUUAAAAAUAGAGAACGAAUGGCCAGCAUCAUACCAAUCAGCAAUAUUCAUUGUAGUGCCCAUUUGAUUCCGCAUUUCAGCUCUGUAGCUCCUCGUGAAUGGACCUCUGCUAAUGUUCUUGACGAGUGUUCAUCAUUCUAUGUAAAUACAUACUUAGAUCGAUACAGUUUUGCAACACUGCGCUAG
Molecule: messenger RNA, 2886 nt
Organism: Suillus fuscotomentosus
Lineage: Eukaryota; Fungi; Basidiomycota; Agaricomycetes; Boletales; Suillaceae
Exons: 7
Coding region: 1-2886 (961 amino acids)
Source: RefSeq, a predicted model, not a curated record